CCCAAAACUAAAAACCAAAAGGAAAAAAAAAAGCCAUGGCGGAGAGCUUGAAGAGAGAUGGCGAGAUUCCAUGGCGAGUGCUCGAGUUCUACAGCGGCAUCGGUGGAAUGAGGUAUUCGUUAACGGCUGCCGGCGUCGCUGCCGAUGUCAUAGACGCGUUUGACAUCAACGAUGUCGCUAAUGAUGUUUAUCAGCACAAUUUCGCCCAUCGUCCAUAUCAGGGAAACAUUCAGAGCCUCACUGCUGCUGAUCUUGAUCGGUACAAGGCAGAUGCAUGGCUUCUUUCUCCUCCUUGCCAGCCUUAUACUCGACAAGGCCUCCAGAAACACUCUGGUGAUGCUCGAGCAUUCUCGUUUAUCAAGAUUCUUGAGCUUAUACAACAUUCGUCCAGACCUCCCCUUAUGUUGUUUGUUGAGAAUGUCGUUGGAUUUGAGACUUCAGAUACUCAUAUGGAAAUGGUUGAGACAUUAACUAAAUCAGGUUACGCCCUACAGGAGUUUAUUUUGAGCCCGUUGCAGUUCUGUGUGCCGUAUUCAAGGCCACGUUAUUUUUGUUUGGCCAAAAGAAAGCCUUUGUCGUUUCGGUGUGAACUGUAUAAUAGCCAGCUACUCUGGUCCCCAGGCCCCUUACUUGGGCAUGAUGAUGAGGCGGUGGUCAAUGAACAGAGUCAAUCAGAAGAGGGAUGGGAAAAGUUACUUCAGUAUUGCGAGCCCAUAGAGAAUUUUCUUGAAUUCAAGAGCUCUGCAGUGCAAGGAGACAUGGAACCAAGUUCUCCAAAUACUUCUAACGAUUUCCCCAAGGAUUAUAAUAGAGAAGAAAAUGAAGCUGUCCCAGAUUUUGUUCAACAGUAUCUUGUACCAUUAAGUUUGGUAGAGAGGUGGGGAAGCGCAAUGGACAUUGUCUACCCUGAUUCAAAGAGAUGCUGUUGUUUCACAAAGAGUUAUUAUCGGUAUGUGAAAGGCACUGGGUCACUCUUGGCAACGGUUCAGCCAAAGAUAAAGGGGAAAACAUCGAUGAAGGAGCAACGUCUUAGAUACUUCACCCCUAGAGAGGUAGCUAACCUUCACUCCUUCCCAGAGGAUUUCGAGUUCCCGAAGCAAAUAAGCCUUCGACAAAGAUAUGCUUUGCUUGGGAACAGUUUAAGCGUAGCUGUCGUGGCUCCUUUGCUCCGGUAUCUAUUCAGCUCUCCAUCUUGAACUCGGAGGAGCUGGCAUCAUGUAACCUUAGUACUCUCUUCUUUCUGUAGCUUUGUCGGGGAAAAUAGAAAAGAACUGACAACACACUAGGAGUGAUAGACAAAAAUCUGUAUCUGUUGUGUAAUUUUAGGGCAGUCAAAUAUGAAGGAUGAGACUGUUUAUUGCAGGGGGAAUGGCAUAGGUUAGAACCUUUGCUGAA
This is a messenger RNA of Tarenaya hassleriana, 1395 nucleotides long. RefSeq names its product DNA (cytosine-5)-methyltransferase. Bases 36 to 1196 code for a protein of 386 amino acids. The transcript is spliced from 10 exons. The record is from RefSeq and is a predicted model, not a curated record. Gene Ontology annotation, molecular function: methyltransferase activity. NCBI's taxonomy places the organism in Eukaryota, Viridiplantae, Streptophyta, Magnoliopsida, Brassicales, Cleomaceae.